CAGUGAUGGCAUAUCCAAUCUUUGCUUUGCUGUCUGUCCUCGCGCUGUUGCUGUGCCUGAGCCAGAGCUGCUGGGCGGCUCCUUCGGGCGAUGAUUUGGCCAGGUUUGGGGAGCUGGAGCGCACCAUCAAGGAGCUGACCAGCUCCAUACUGACCAUGAGUGCAGGCGGAGGAGCAGGAGCAGGCUUACUGGAGCGUGGCACUGGCGACCUGAUGGAUGCUGGCAGCAGUGGCAGCUGGCCCGAAGAGAGUCGCUCCUAGGCUGAAGGCUCCUGGCCCUCACUCCGCUCAAACUACUAAACGGCGUUUAGCAGCUCUGCAGUUUAG
Messenger RNA from Drosophila subobscura, 326 nucleotides. RefSeq lists its product as uncharacterized. The coding region runs from base 6 to 260 and encodes 84 amino acids. The record is from RefSeq and is a predicted model, not a curated record. Lineage: Eukaryota; Metazoa; Arthropoda; Insecta; Diptera; Drosophilidae. The transcript has 2 exons.